UCUUUUCCACACUCGUUCUUUUUUUCACAUUUCCUUCCUCACCUCCACGCCAUGAGCGCCGAAGCCUCUCCAGAAACGGGACGUUUUAGGACAAAGUCUUCCCCAGAACUUUUCUUCCCUGCUACGGACUCAGAAGGUGAAGAGCAAAACGAUGUCCCCCUCACUAUUGUCCACCCGACUCAGAGCACCAGUUCCAAGUUUAGCAUCAAUAUCGCUUCUUCCUCUAGACCCCAACAUGGAAUUACUACCGGGGAUUUUGAAGCUACCAGCCAGACAUCUGCCCAUGACAAUGUCGAUGAUGAUUUUUCUAUCGUGGGGCAUAAUCCAGCUUCAUCACAUCCCCAAGGGACAAUUGUCGCUCCUCGAAGGAAAAGAAGUCUCCAACAGGCACAUUCACAUCAUUCUAGCUCGUCUUCAUCGCCUGUCCCAUCAGCUCCGGUAAUACGUGCUGAUUUUAGGAAAGGAUUUUUAGGCGAAUUUGUAUGUGAAGGCUGGAGCCUUUCCAAGGGCCGCGGAUAUUGCUCACCGGGUACCAAAAUUGUCAUUGAAAGACCCAAAAGCAAGUCCACGGAUGUUGGCGCCCCGAAACCAGGAAGGAAAGACAGUGGACCCGUGAGACUUGUCAAUGGAAAGGUGGUGGGUGGAGUAAAAUCGAAGCAGAUGACUCUGGGAUCAAUGAUGGCAAAAAAAGUGGAGCCUGCGAAGAAAGUGAAGGCAACGACAGAUCAAAUCAUACGGUUCAGAAAUGAACGUGGUUUUGAAAUUGGAAGACUGUCAAUUCAUGAAGCUGGUUUCCUCGCUCAUCUCCUGGACACCGGCGUCAUCCAACUUAGCGGAAAUGUCAUUGACUGCCCUCAAAACCUUACCACAGGAUGCACUAUCUUACUUAACAUCAAGGUAUAUUUAGCUCGAAAAGCAUUUGAAAACUUUGGAAAACACAAAAGGGAGGAACAUUUUUCAUUUUGGAAAGAUCAAAGAGAGACAGCCAUGGAAGAGGCAAUGCGUCUAAGGAAGGAUUCGCUGAGGUCCCUUUUUGAGCGUAUUGGCGUGAAGCCCAUUCAGUCCAGUGCCCUUUCAAAAGUAACACCAAUUCAAGGGGUCUUGAAUAGGCAAAAGGGACCCGAUCUAGAGGGGUCCAGACUCAGAUCUUCUCCAAGUACUUCAACUGCCGAGGAGAAAGGCAAAGGCCGGGCUGCUAUGCCCGCUGUGGAUGAUGAUGGAGAAGACAGUGGAGACGAAGCGGAAAAGUUAGAUGAGAAACAAAUGAAUGAGAUUGACUCCAUUUACCGAAAGGCUCAGCAGGGUGAUACUCGUUUAGACGAGAUGGAUCCUCCUUCGACAUUCCUGUACACUCUUCGUCCAUACCAAAAGCAGGCCUUGACAUGGAUGAACGCGAGGGAAAAGGGCGACUCUAGCGUUCGGAACGAAAGUUUGCACCCUCUGUGGGAGGAAUACUUGUUCAAGAAAGAUCAACUGCCUGGAGAGCCCAUUGAGAUUUCUGACGAUGAUGAACAACCCGAUUCCACACGGAAGUUUUACUGGAAUCCUUAUAGCGGCGAACUCAGUCUUAAGUUCCCGACCUCCCAAAACCUUUCUCGAGGGGGUAUUCUUGCUGAUGCGAUGGGCAUGGGCAAAACUUGUAUGAUGGCUUCUUUGAUCCAUACCAACCGCGAGGAGAAACCAGCUGGAAACUUGGAAUCGCAGACCAGAGAUGGGGUGGAAGGAGAGAUCGACGAGGAGCCUGCUUCCAAGCGUAUCAAAUUCAAACAAGUCACCCUUUCCAACCAAUGGCGUGCUGUUCCGACUGCCCCUAAAGUUGAAUCAUUCCCACGCGCUACUUUAGUUGUCUGCCCUGUUUCCCUCGCGGCGCAAUGGCAUGACGAACUUCGAAAAAUGUCACAACAAGGUUCAAUCAACAGCUACGUGUGGUAUGGAGGUGACAGGGUCGAUAUUGAGGCUUUAUUAGCAGGUGACGGAAAAGAGAGGGUGGAUGUCAUUGUGACUUCGUACGGAACCCUUACAAGCGAAUACCAGAAGUGGCUGAGGACCAAGGACAGGCCCAACUAUGAAGGUGGGAGCCUAUAUGAUCAUGAAUUCCUCCGCAUUGUUCUUGAUGAAGCUCAUAACAUCAGGAAUCGUUUAGCCAUGGUUUCAAAAGCUUGUUAUGAGCUCAAAGGCCAAAGGCGUUGGGCUUUGACUGGUACUCCUAUUGUGAAUCGUCUGGAGGAUUUGUAUUCGUUAUUGCAUUUCCUACGCAUCACACCUUGGGGUAAUUAUUCGUUCUUCCGAAGCUUCGUCACUGUUCCCUUUUUGAACCAAGAUCAUAAAGCUCUCAAUGUCGUUCAGUACAUCCUGGAAUCAUGCCUUUUGCGCCGAGAAAAGACCAUGAGGGAUAAGGACGGGCGCCUCAUUGUCGAUCUUCCCCCAAAGACUGUGGAAAUCAAGGUAUUACAGUUUUCUAGGGCCGAAAGGCAGAUAUACAAAUUCCUUGAGGAGAGGGCGAAGAAACGAUUUAUUGAUCUGGACGCAGAUGGAAGAGCCAUGUCAAAUUACACUUCCAUCUUGGCUAUGCUUAUGAAACUCCGCCAAUGUGUCGAUCAUCCCCUUCUUGUUCUUGGAAAAUCAGGAGAAGACGGAGAACUAGGCGAGAAGAUUUUGGAGUCCGGUGCUGGCAAUGGCGAAGGCAAUCUUCGUGACAUGAUCGCCAUGUAUGCGGGAGGCAUUAGAGCAGAGACUCCAGAAGAUGUGGACAAAGCUUAUGCGGCUAAAGUCCUGAAGGAAUUAGGGGAACAAGAGGAUACGCCGAUCUGCGAACUUUGUUCAAAUGAAAUGUUUGAUGAAGUUUUGUUGCCUUGUUACCACAGAAGCUGCCAGGAUUGUAUAGUUGAGUGGAUAGGUACAUGUGAAGAUCAGAACAAAAUAGCCAGUUGUCCAUCUUGUGGCAAAGGUCCAAUCAAACUCGCCGACCUUCGUUCCGUCCAGCGCCGUCAUAAGCGUGUCAAUCCUAUCACUGACGCUUACCCUGGGGGGCGCGAUCCGAACUUAAAGUCGAGCAACGAUACGACUGUUACAUUGGGUAAAGUAGACUUAGUCACAAGCACGAAGCUUAGAGCGCUGUUGAGACAAUUGGAAGAAAUAAGGCAAGAGGAUCCAAAGGCGAAGGCCCUGGUAUUUUCGCAGUUUACAUCUUUCCUAGAUUUGAUCGAAGCCACACUUACCAAACAAGGUAUACGUUGGCUUCGGUUUGACGGUACUAUGAGUCAAGCUCAACGCGCAAACACCAUUGAAGAGUUCGGCCGGAAAACGAAUGAACCACUAAUUUUGCUUAUAUCUCUCAAGGCUGGCGGCGUCGGUCUCAAUUUGACGAUGGCUAACUAUGUAUUUCUGAUGGACACUUGGUGGAAUGAAGCCAUCGAACAACAGGCGAUCGACCGUGUCCAUCGACUGGGGCAAAACAAGCCAGUUUACGUCACGAGGUAUAUUAUUAAAGGCACCGUUGAGAAGCGAAUUAUGAAGAUUCAGCGUUCGAAAACUGCUUUGGUAAACGCUUCCUUGUCGAACGGCGCUAAGACCAAGGAAACGACAUUAGCAGAUAUCAAGAAAAUCUUCGGAAUGGACGAAGAAGACAGUGAGGGAGAGGUUUACUGAACCAAUGGUCCCCUACAUUAUAACGGAAGUGAAGCAGCCUUGGCGCCGCUGUCAUAAUUCUGAUUAUAUGCAUAGCGUCAUAUUCUUAAGGUGAUUUGAUGCAACCUUGUAACCAAAGCUAACAAAGCUACAUUCUCCGAUCCAGCAUUGUAGGUGACGGCAUCCAGAUGAAG
Molecule: messenger RNA, 3821 nt
Organism: Cryptococcus deneoformans JEC21
Lineage: Eukaryota; Fungi; Basidiomycota; Tremellomycetes; Tremellales; Cryptococcaceae
Exons: 17
Coding region: 52-3648 (1198 amino acids)
Molecular function (GO): ATP binding; nucleic acid binding; ATP-dependent chromatin remodeler activity
Source: RefSeq, a predicted model, not a curated record